Pelagomonas calceolata is the source of this 3458-nucleotide messenger RNA. The record is from the annotation of a GenBank genome assembly. NCBI's taxonomy places the organism in Eukaryota, Pelagophyceae, Pelagomonadales, Pelagomonadaceae.
AUGACCUACCUCAACGCGUCCACGGUCGUCGAGGUCAACCCGGCCACCGCCUUCGGCUCCUCUAGCCUUGCGGUCAAGCCAAUUUUGGUGGAGCCGCCCAAAACCUUAAUUCGCCCACCGUCCAUCGGCACGAACCUCGUCGGCGGCUCAAGACUCCUGGACUUUGUCAGCGCUUCGUCGACGGCGUCCAUCGAGUCCAUCCCUAGCCAGUCGCCCAUCAAGGCAUCGCUCGACGUCGUGCCCAUCAAGACAUCGCUCGACGUCGUGCCCAUCAAGACGCCCCUCGACGUCGUGGCGACGCUCGAGCUCCCCAAGGCCGACGAAGCAGACCUCGUCGGCAUCUCAAGCCUCCUGAACAUCAGCAGCACUUCGCCGACGGCGUCCAUCCCCAGCCAGUCACCCAUCAAGACGUCGCUCGACGUCGUGACGACGCUCGAGCACUCCUACGAUGACCAGUCCUCGUCCUGGCGCCCGCCGUCGAAGGCGUUGGCAGUUCUGGUGGCUCUCGGUGUUGUUGGCACUUUGGGCGAGAUUCAGCCCGACGCCGACUGCGCACGGCUUAAGCAGGGCUUGCGUGGCCCUUCUACCGAGUGUGACUGCCUCAACUUCGCCCAAUUUCCCGACGGCGUCGGCGUCGACGCCUAUCCGGACUGGGUGCAGCCGUGUGGUGCUAGGGUUAACGGGAAAAAGGCUCCUGGUAGUGCUGGGCCAGGUGCAGUUGGAGAAUCGCGCCACGGCGUGGCGAAAAACUGCCCCAACUUUCUAGCGCACGAGGAGCUGUUUCUAGGACAGCCCGUCUUUGGCGGCGUCCAUAAGGGCACGUCAAGCAAGUCGUGCGGCGUGCUCGGCAAGCCUACCGAUUGUGACUGCAUCAACUUCGUGCAACUGCCCGAAGGCGUCGGCCUCGACGCCUAUCCGGACUGGAAGCAACCGUGUCGUGCUAGAGUGCAGGGGAAAAAGCCUCCUAAAGGCGCUCCCCCUGGGACGAUUGGAGAAUCACCGCACGGCGUGGCGACGACCUGCUCCAACUAUUUAGCGUACAAGGAUCUGUUCCCACGGGAGAAAGUUUUUGCCGGCGUCUGUAAGAGCACCCACUCGGGCCCGUCGGGCAAGCAAGCCAAGACGCCGCUGCCACUAUCCCAGGAGAUCAUGAACGGCGUGGACGCGGGCCUCCCUCGCAUCAAGACGCUGUUCAACGUCCUCGAGCGCUACCGGCCCAUCCUCUCGACGAUCAUCCCGGCCGUCGACGAGAGCCCUAAUGUCCGCUCCGCGCGCGAGGCCUGGAUCAAGCUGCUGCAGGGCGCGAAGAGUUGCGAGGGCUCGACGCCGAUAGAGUACAAGAUGUUCGACAUCGAGAAAAUGCAGAAGACGCCGUGGGGGCAGGCGUUGCGCGAGGCUGCGCCCAACUCAACUUUCACGACGCUUGCGUUCUUUAUUUAUUUUAACACAGGCGCGACGAGGGCAAGGAGGGCGAGGCCGUCGCGCGCGAGGCGGUCCAGCUCGGCAUCGUCACGGCGACGUUGAAACGGGGCCUGGCCUUCGGCGACCUCAAGGUGGUGCUGGAUGAUGCGGAGACGAGAGGCCUCGGCGAAGACCGUGUCCGCAACGACCUGACGAGGACGCUGGGCCACGGCGACAAGCUGUGCGUCUACGGCCUUUACCCGGAGCGUGAUUUGUUGGAGUACUGCAAGUGCCUCGACGGCGUGGACUACAUCAACGUCCACGGGGCCGUGUGUCACGCGAUGGGCAUGGACCCGCAUGGCUAUCACCGGAGGCCCGGCUUCGUGGCGCCCUGCCCGAUCGCAAGCAGCGGGGAAAUGAUGGAGCAGCUGCGGAACGGCGUGUACGCUGAGGUCGUAAAGGACUGGAACGUCACGAGCUACCCGCACGUGGCGGCGCGCUCGCGCCUCGUGGACAAAAAAAAGGGCAAGGUCGACGACCCGUCGUUCAUGGCGUUGCUGGCGGCGGAUUUCGCCAAUGCCGGUUUGGACGGGUUGCGGGCGGCCUGGACGGGGACCGACGCGUUCCUGGAGGGCAAGGUCGUGACGCUGCCGCCGCGGCCCACGGAUCUCAAGAGCUGGUACGUGGACAACCCCUCGUACGACGUGCCUCGGGAGCAGCGCCCCGACUACCAGGAACCGAAGAAGCCCUCCAAGAAGAAGGAGGUGAAGACGGCGGCCAUCCCCGACGUCGCUUUCAACGAGUCGACCUUUGUCUUCGAGGGCUGCGAGCAUUACAUCCGCGACGUGGUCUCCGUGGACGGCGUGAUCUGCGUGGACCACUAUCAGAAGGCCCUCGACAAAGGGGACUUCAUUACGUUGGUCCGGACGCCGUUGGAAGAGCUCAUGUCCAACGGGACGACGUCGGCGCCGGCGCCUGGCGCCAUGCAGGCGCCGCCGAACUUCGGGAAGGACAUCCGCAGCUAUUUCGCGCCCGCCGCCACCGCUUCGGCCGCAGCGCCGACGGCGGGCGAGGCGCUCCCUGCCGCUGGCACGGAUUUUCCGAAGAUCCCGUUCAACCCGCGGGACUUCGACCUCAAGCCCGGUGCAACGGUCCCGACCACGCAGCCCACGAAGAAUAUUAGAUGGGCGUUGCGAUUGACGGAGUUACAAAUGGACGAGGAUGGCGACGCCAAAAACAUGUGGAGACCGAGACAGAGACAGUCCGCACUCCGGCAGGCCGCCGCGGCGACGGCGCGGCGCGUCGUCGCACCGGUCGUCGAACCGGCCUCGCCGCCCGGCUCGCCGCAGCACGAGUCGUCUUCGACGCCGACGCCGUUCCAGCCCGAGGUCACGGACCUCACCUACUCGCCGCCGCCGCCGCGGACGCCGUCCCAGGAGCGCGAGGUCAUCGACGUCACGGCCGACUCGCAGCCGUCGCCGAAGCUGUCGCCGACGCUGCCGCCGUCGCUGUCGCCCUCUGAGCCCAUGGUCACGGACUCGCCGCCGUCGCCGACGCCGUCGCCGGCGCUGUCGCCGACGCUGCCGCCGUCGCUGCCGCCGUCGCUGCCGCCCUCUGAGCCCAUGGUCACGGACUCGCAGCCGUCGCCGACGCUGUCGCCGAUGCUGCCGCGCCGAGUGCUGUCGCCGCCGACGACGUUGUCGCCGACGCCGCCGCUGCCGCCGUCGCCCCCCCAGUCCAUCACGGACCUCACCUACUCGCCGCCGCCGUCGCCGACGCUCUCGCCGACGCCGCGCUCGCCGCCGCCGCGCGCGCCCGCGGCGCGCGCGCCGCGGGCGGAGUCCGUCGCGCCGCCGGGGCUGGCCACGAAGAGACACCGCCCACCCCAGCGCACGACGAAGGUGCCGCGCAAGCGGGUGCGCCUCAACCCCGCCGAGGAGCCCGACCCGGUGGCCCUGGCGUGAGGGCGCUUCUCCCUUCCCCGACGUUCCUCUCUCAUUCCCCGCCCCUUGAUCCCCCGGCCUCCCGUUAUCUCUCGGGUAAGGCUUUCGUGUGAA